This is a messenger RNA of Auanema sp. JU1783, 1104 nucleotides long. The record is from the annotation of a GenBank genome assembly. Lineage: Eukaryota; Metazoa; Nematoda; Chromadorea; Rhabditida; Rhabditidae.
UUGAUCAUUUUCGGUGGGCUUUCACUACUACUCAAUCUUGCAUCAUUUGUUCCAUUGCUCAACCAGAAAAAAGGAAAAACAUUAUUGGACAAUCCUGGUCAUCUACCGUUAUUUCUACUACUUCUACUAGAUACUGGACUGGCUCUCAUCCUAUCAGCACCCAUAUACUCUCUUACAACACAGAGGGCUAUUUUUGACGAAGCAACAUGUCAAAUCUAUGGUUCUUUGGAUAUGGCCUUAUCUCUUGCUCAAAUUGUAACUGCUUGUACUAUUGCAUUCGAUCGAUAUAUAUCCACCAUAUCUCCUAAAUGGGGAAAAUGGCGAUGUCACGGCAACUACAUGAAGCUUAUUUCUAUUAUUCUACUCAGCGUCACGUUGUGGAGUGUUGUACCCAUAUUUGGAUAUGGAAAAUAUGAUCUGUUUCUGGAUGGACACUUCUGUUCAUUAGAUUGGAAGCAGGGAGACAUUGAUGACUCAUCCUCCCCACUUGCAAAAGAACAAGCACAUCGUUACAUUGGUUUCUUGACGGCAACAUGUCUGGUGUUCUUCUUGAUUCCAGUCUGUAUUGCUUCUUCAUUCUACUACAGCGUCAUUGAUCAUGUCGAAAGACUGAACUCAAUGGAUACCAGGGAAGAAGCAAACUCUUCUUCUCCAACUUCUAAGUGCCCGUGGGCCUUCCAGAAUCAUGUAGCUAAGGUUGGCUUGGGUUGUUUAUUAUCUUCAACCAUCCCAUAUUUGGCUUAUUCUGUUGUUUGUUUAAAUCCGAUGAAAUCCGAUUUUCGCAACGCCAGCUAUGUGAUUGGACCUGUGAUUGCCAGCCGAUUCGCGCCUUUACUCAAUCCUAUCCUCUAUAUAUGGCUCAAUUCCGAAGUGGUUCCGAUUGAUGCUUGGAUAGCCAAAAAGUGGGCAAAGCCGAAACCUCGCACAACGGCCAAGAAUUAUCAAACCAUCAGUUUAAUGAUGAAUGUGCCAGGAGUUUCAUUUCCAAUUCUGACUCCAUCAGUACCGAGAAGACAACUACCUCAGAUACCACCUCACCUGGUCUCACCUUCCAAACGACCUAGUACCUCAUUCUUCGAUGAACAACAGCCAAUGCUUCGAUAA